Molecule: messenger RNA, 1383 nt
Organism: Antrostomus carolinensis (chuck-will's-widow)
Lineage: Eukaryota; Metazoa; Chordata; Aves; Caprimulgiformes; Caprimulgidae
Product: ankyrin repeat domain-containing protein 24-like
Molecular function (GO): actin binding
Source: RefSeq, a predicted model, not a curated record
AGCCAGGACUGGACCAAGAACGAUGAGAAGCUCCUGCAAGCUGUGGACUACAACGAUGCUGGGAAAGUGACAUCUCUCCUCGUCCGCAAGGGCCUGGUCCCCACCAAGCUGGACUCGGAGGGCAAAUCUGCGUUCCACCUGGCCGCCAUGCGAGGGAACGUGGACUGCCUCGAGGCCAUGCUGGCUCACGGCGUGGAUGCCAUGACCAAGGAUAGCUCAGGUUACACUGCCCUGCACCUGGCGUCCAAGCACGGCCACCCACAGUGUGUCAGCAAACUGCUGCAGGCCUCCUGCCCUGUGGAUGUGGCUGAUGGCAGCGGGCGAACAGCGCUGCACCACGCAGCGGUCAGCGGCUGCAUCUCGUGCUCGGAGAUCCUUUGUGAUUUCAAGGCUCCCUUGAACAUCAAGGACAAGGAUGGUUCCACACCGCUGAUCCUCGCUGCCAAGACGGGCCACUCAGAGCUGUGCCGGUACCUUCUGCACCGCGGCGCGGCCAUCAACAGCCAGGAUCUGCAGGGGAGGACAGCCCUGAUGCUGGCCUGUGAGAAUGGCAGCGUGGAGGCGGGCAACGCCGGUGCCCGGGUGGCCGUGGUGGACUCCGCAGGUCACGAUGCCACACGCUACAGCCUGGCCACGGGCAACGCUCUCAUCCAGCACUUCCUGCAGGAGGCUGCUCAGCGCCGGUCCUGGGCCAGCGAAGAGGAGUCAACUGAGCAGACAUCCCAGACGUCUUCACCCAGCCAGUCAUCUGUCAGGGAGAAGAAUAGCACCCCGAGGAAGAGGAAGGCUCCUCUGCCUCCCCUGGGCACCCCCUGCCAGGAGGACCGAGAUGCCUACGAGGAGAUUGUACGUCUGCGGCAGGAACGGGCUCAGUUCUUGCAGAAGAUCCGGGGUUUGGAGCAGCAGGAGAAGCAGAGACGGGAGCGGGCAGAGCUGGACGAGGGCUCCCUGCGCUCCAUGGAGAAGCAGGUGAGGCUGGUGAAGAGGUCAUGGCGGCUGGCGGCGCGGGAUGGAGAGAAGGAGCGGCUGGGCAAGGAGGUGGAGGCUCUGCAGAGCCGCUUGUCCUCACUGGAGAAUGAGAAGGAGAACACAAGCUACGACAUCGAGACGCUGCAGGAUGAGGAGGGAGACCCACUGGAGUUCCCAGGUAAGGCUCUGCCCACCUGCCGAGGUCCCCGUGGGGCUGGGCAGAGAAGGAGAACACAAGCUACGACAUCGAGACGCUGCAGGAUGAGGAGGGAGACCCACUGGAGUUCCCAGCUGAGGGAGAAAAUACAGGUGCUGGAGAACUAUGAGCGGGAUGAGAGCGACCCAUCCUCCUCGGGGGACUUUGUGCCCGUCGGCCUCUACAACGCUCUCCAACGUGAGCUGGAGCAGCUGCGG